Molecule: messenger RNA, 402 nt
Organism: Notodromas monacha
Lineage: Eukaryota; Metazoa; Arthropoda; Ostracoda; Podocopida; Cyprididae
Source: the annotation of a GenBank genome assembly
AUGGGGGUCUCCACCCUCAUAAUGGAGGCUGUGUGCAACGAAUUUUUCCACGGUCGCCUGAAUUUCGUUGUAGAGAGUCCACCUGUCUUACCAUUGCACGCUGUGUCAUUCGCACUGGCAUCAGCAGCGACUGGAUUCUCUAUCCUGUGGUUUGGUGUCAACGGGCUGUGUGCAGGCUUGGGUCUUUUCAACCUGUUUCUUUACACGUCUGUUUACACACCAUUGAAACGGGUGUCGAUCUUCAACACGUGGCUGGGUUCCGUCGUGGGAGCCGUGCCCCCGGUCAUGGGUUGGGUCGCAUGUACGGGUGCGCUGGACCCGGGCGCGUGUGUGUUAGCCGCGCUUUUGUUUACCUGGCAAUUCCCUCACUUCAACGCCCUUUCGUGGAACUUGAGGCCCGAC